CCUAACAUGCACCGCACAGAGUAAGCUUUGAAACUCUGAUCGGAGCCCAAAUUCGCUCAACUCUCGAGCCACCGUUUUCCAAAUUAUUCACAAAACACAAAGAGCUUUCUCUACUCAAUUGCCCGCUACGCUUCGUUCGUGUGCCUACAGGGUUUACUUGGGGCUUCUGUAAUUGAAGGAAGCGUCUCCAUUGUGCAUGUGGAACUGUCAGAUUCUGGGUCUAAAUUUUAUUGUUGGGCAUUGUCCUCCCUCCUUGUUGGUAUCACCUUGAUGUAUACUUCUAAGGAAGGAAAUAAAGAAGAGUAAUUAGUGGCCAUUUGCAGAAACAAACUGGCUAGCAUGGAAUGUAAAAAGGAUGGUGCCUUAAGGGCAAAAGAACUUGCAGAGAAGAUGUUUUUACAGAAGGACUUUGGUGGGGCAAGAAUGCUUGCAAUGAAGGCUCUAGAAUUAUAUCCCAAUCUUGAUGACCUUCCUCGAUUUCUGGCAACUAUUGAGGUGUAUAUCUCAGCGGAUAAAAAGGUUAAUGGAGAAGUUGAUUGGUACAAGAUCCUUGGUGUGCAACCCUUGGCUGAUGAAGAAACAAUUCGAAGACGAUAUAGGAAACUGGCUCUUACUCUACAUCCUGAUAAAAAUAAAUCUGUAGGAGCAGAUGGGGCGUUUAACCUUAUCUCACAGGCUUGGAGUUUAUUAUCUGAUAAAGACAAGAGGAUCACAUAUGACCAAAAGUACAACUUAUGGCGUACAUAUCAUGGAAAUCCUGGUGGGAAACCAUCUGUGCCAGUUACUCAGAAUGUUUUAUACAGUAGUUUCUUCAGUCCUAUGUUGUUGAAACCCACAUUUUGGACCAUUUGCAAUUCCUGUAAGACAAAGUUUGAGUACCAUAAUGUUUAUAUUAACUCUGAUCUUGUCUGUACAUGUUGCCAUAAGCCAUUUGUGGCUUCUGAGACAUCACCUCCACCUGUAUACAGAAAUGGUUCAUCCUCUUCAAGAAUUUCUCAGAUGAAGCAACAUAACUUCAACUUAAGCAGAAUGGAAAGAAGUAAUGGAAAUCAUGUUCCCGGAAGGACAUCAAUGUCUGCUGUCAAUUCAGCACACGGGUCAGGUCCUUUCUCUAUGCCCAGUGGCAGUUUUCGCGUACCAACAUCAGUUUCUAGUGCUGCAGAAACUCUUGGUGCUUUUAGGAUGCCUUCUGAAAAUUUGAAGAGAAUGCAUGAAGAUUCAACUGUGUCUUUGGAGAAUGCCCAAAUUGGGAAAAUUCAUGCUGCUGAGAGAACUGGUGCUGGUUCAGUUUUUCAGUCCUCUGGUUUUGGUUCAUAUUCUAUUAUGAAAGGUGACAAGCCAAGGAAGAGAAGGUCCACUGAUGAACAUAAAGUAUGUAGAGAUGGAAGAGAUGUGGAAAGCAAAACAGUAUCUCAAACUGAAGGAACAAACUUGGCUAAUGAAUUUGGGUCAGGAAGGGCUAAUGCUGCUGGAAAUUACAAACGCAAUGGUGUUAGGGACGUAUCACAGCUUCAAAUGAAGCACCUAUUGAUGGAAAAGGCUCGGAAGGAGAUUCUUAAAAAUCUUGGUGAAUUGAAAGCUUCUUUUGCAUCAAAGAUUCUAAACAAGUCAAAGAAUACUGACACAGAAAUCAGUGAGAGGGGGAAAAGUUGUGAAAUUAAUGGUUUAAAGCCUGGUGCACUAAAAUUUGUUGAUUCUAAGGCUGCCGGCAAGAAGUGUUUUUCUGUUCAUCCAGAUCCUGAGCUUCCUGGUUCUCUCUCUAUGAAUGUUCCAGACCCAGAUUUCCAUGAUUUUGAUGGAGACCGUAUUGAAAAUGCUUUUGGUGAGAACCAGGUGUGGGCUGCGUAUGACAAUGAUGAUGGCAUGCCCCGGUUCUAUUGUUUAAUCCAUGAUGUAAUCUCAAAGAAUCCUUUCAAUAUGAGGAUAAGCUGGUUGAAUACGAAAAGCAAUGAUGAAUUGGCCCCAAUAAAGUGGAUCAGUUCUGGCUUUCUUAAGACCAGUGGAGAUUUCAGAAUAGGAAAGCGUGUGUCCUAUAGCACUCUUAACUCCUUUUCGCACAGGGUGAAAUGGACAAAGGGUUCGAGAGGGGUUGUCCAUAUAUAUCCGAAGAAAGGUGAUGUAUGGGCACUGUAUCGGAACUGGUCCCUUGACUGGAAUGAAUUCACUAAAGAUGAAAUCAUACAGAAAUAUGACAUGGUGGAGGUGCUUGAAGAUUACAGUGAAGAGCAAGGGGUGAGUGUUGCCCCACUUGUCAAGCUUGCAGGUUUCAAGACGGUAUUCCGCCAGAAUGUUGAUCCAAUAAAAGUCAGGAAUAUUUCAAAGGCGCAGAUGUUUCGUUUCUCACACCAAGUACCUUCAUACUUGCUUACUGGUGAAGAGGGUCCCAAUGCUCCUAAAGGUUGCUUGGAGCUUGAUCCUGCUGCUACACCGAUGGAGCUUCUUCAGGUGUUAGCUGAAGAUCUGGAGCAAGAAAUAAUAAUGACAACUGAAAAAUCUGCCGAAGAUGAAUUGAAGCACGGAGAGAAUUCCAGGGAGGAGGGUUCGCUUAAGGGGUGCCAGACAACCAAGGAAGAAGGUUCUGAUGCAGGAUUAGGAGAGAAGAGAAGCAAGCCUGAGAUUUUGUUUGUAUAUAAGCGGAGACGUCUGGGGGAAAAGAGAGCUGUGAAAUGUUAAUUAAAGUAAUGUUAAUGAUGGGAAGAGAUUUUGUGUUCCAUUAGCCAGAGAUAGCAAAUUAAUUAGUCAACAAAACUAUAGCUUACAGUCACCAACUCAACAUACAUUAGAACAGUUUUUGUUGUUUUUGCUGUAUAUUGGCGGGGCUGCAGUUUUGCUUUGAGUUUUGCCAUUGCCCCCUCAGGACUUAUUUCAGUUGUAUCUAUGAAAAUAUAUGAAAUGCCAAUGUACGGUAGUUAU
This is a messenger RNA of Vigna unguiculata (cowpea), 2913 nucleotides long. RefSeq lists its product as uncharacterized. The record is from RefSeq and is a predicted model, not a curated record. NCBI's taxonomy places the organism in Eukaryota, Viridiplantae, Streptophyta, Magnoliopsida, Fabales, Fabaceae.